AUGAAAUCUGAACGUGGACACAAGAAGGUCGCCAGAAUUCUGAAGACGGUGCGCGAAAUCGAAUACGAUGACAUUGAGAACGCAUCGUUGAUCGGACAAGUCUAUUGUGGUGAGCUUUUGAUAUUGGUAGCUUUUUUAAUGCAGGCAUUUGCCUUCAAAAACAAGGGAACAUCUUAUAUACAGUUAUGUUAUAACUGUAAAUAUUUUCAGAAUGGUAUGUCCGAGAGGGCCCCGAAUGUUCAUAUGCCUAUGACAGCUCAGCAUAUUUUUACCCAGUAGUUGUAAAAAUUGAAGAAGUCACUGACAGUGGUAUCCCCAGGCCCAACAAAUCUGAAUUACGCUCUCUCACCAAGAGGUUGGAAAGUAAGCCGUUUUUUUAACCUUAUCAUUCAUUUCAAAUUCGGCUUUUUCGUAAUUGAUGCAUUAGCUUAGUCGUACUUUCAUCCCUUUCAAUUUCACGGUGUUCCAUUUGUCCCGCAGUUUAAUAAUUCCCAUAGCCGUUGCCAAGAAUUUCUUUUAUCUGAUUGUAAAAAACAUAUUAUUCAAUUAUACAAAUCAUCAGACCAUUAGCGACCGGCUAGACCGAUGUUUAUCAGAAUUGUUAAAAGACGAGCAGAAGCCAUAAGACUGUCUCGGCCGGAUUCGAAAACAUCCGAAUCUCUGGACACGUGAGAUCCGUGAGUCAGAGAUGAUCUAGAAUUCUGAAUUUUUAAUCCGAAGACGUUCCACAUCUUCCGAUCGGAUGUUACGAAAUCUUUUGCAUAUUACAAUACUUACGUCUGGGUGUCGUUUUUGUAAUAUUUCUUUUUUUUUGUUUUAUAAUUUAUUCGGCGGAAAUUUGGAAACGGACUAAAAAUCAGGGCACGGCGAUUUGUUGACUGAAUAUUAAUUAGUAAUUCGAAGGCAAUAAAAAAGUAAAAAAGAAUUUUAAACUGAAAUGCAUCUAAAUUCUGUAUUUUAGGCGUAGGACGCCGUAAUCAUUUUGGGACUCUAUCUAUUUUUACUUUUUUCAGAAACUCUAAAACAGUGGAGGUCAAAGGAAGAGCUCGGAAUCAACGAGAUCCCUGAUGCCUUUGUCAGAGUGGUCGCUGAAAUUAGUAAGUUAUAAGUAACAAAGAGUGUGGUACAUUCAAUUUUUAUCACUAACAUAAGCCUAAAGACCGUUUAUUUUCGGAUAGUAAAACCAACUUUUUCAGUUAUCAAAGCGAACGAUGAAGUCGAUACGAUUGCCCGAUUCUUCGACAAAACAUUCAGCCAAAACUGUAAGCAUUCAAUCCUUGAACCCUCGGGUUUGGGCCCGUAAUUGACUUAACUCUCUAAUUUUCAGGCCUAGCCAAUUAA
This is a messenger RNA of Bursaphelenchus xylophilus (pine wood nematode), 1341 nucleotides long. The record is from the annotation of a GenBank genome assembly. Lineage: Eukaryota; Metazoa; Nematoda; Chromadorea; Rhabditida; Aphelenchoididae.